Oncorhynchus mykiss (rainbow trout) is the source of this 2737-nucleotide messenger RNA. RefSeq lists its product as uncharacterized. Lineage: Eukaryota; Metazoa; Chordata; Actinopteri; Salmoniformes; Salmonidae. Gene Ontology annotation, biological process: synaptic vesicle endocytosis; synapse organization; chemical synaptic transmission. Gene Ontology annotation, molecular function: cuprous ion binding. Gene Ontology annotation, cellular component: cytoplasm; neuronal cell body; axon terminus. The record is from RefSeq and is a predicted model, not a curated record.
CCAGCAGGUUCUGUCUUUCUGUCGCUCGUUCUCUCCAUCACAUGCACUCCUGCUUCCUCUUUAUUUCUCUCUCACACUUUCUCUUCUCUCUCUGUCCGUUCAGUCUCUCUCUCAGUCUGCAUCCUGUAGCCCUGAAGUGCAGUCCUCUCUUUCUCUCCCUAUCGCUCUCUCUCCAUCUCUCUCUCUGUACCACUUGGAGGAGGAGUCACUGACACACUCUCUUUCUCACACACAACCUCUCUCACACACAGUCUGUGUGACCAGCCCAGCCAGCAGCCAGCAGCCAGCAGGCCCGUUUCAGAGCAGGGAAGCCCAGGAGAGACCUAUCCCAGGAUGGAUGUACUGAUGAAGGGGUUCAGCAUGGCCAAGGAGGGGGUGGUGGCCGCUGCGGAGAAGACCAAGGCUGGGGUGGAGGGGGCAGCCGCUAAGACCAAGGAGGGUGUCAUGUAUGUAGGUUCAAAGACAAAGGAGGGAAUGGACGCAGGGGUAAACAUAGUUGCUAACCGCGACCAGGCGAACAUCGUCGGGGACCCCACUGCUGGAGCUGACCUCUUACAGGGAGGCAUGGAGAAUACCGGACAAGCGGAGGAGCCUCAGCCUGUAUACGAGGCAGAAUAUGGAGGAAUGGAGCAGGGAGGAGAAGGAGGAGAAGGCGGUUACUAGUCCCUCUCUUCUCCCCAGCCCUCCGUUGGUCCCUCGCCCUGCUGUUCCAGACUUCCAGAUGUUCUAUUUAUUUUUUUGUGACUUUAUGGAACCAAACCAGAUACAGACUCUUCCAGAUAACUCUAUACACCUCCUGAUACCCCAUGAGACCCUCUUCUGCCCCCCCCGACUGUGUUCUGCCCCGUGUAGCUCCCCGCCUUUGUGUUGUUGCUGUCAUGUUGUUACCCCUGGUGUUAUAUUCUCCCUCACACCUCCCAAUACCCUAUCAUGAGACCUGCGUACACACACACACACACACACACACACACACACAGACACACACACACACACACACACACACACACACACACACACACACACACACACACACACACACACACACACACACACACACACACACACACACACAGGGUAGAUGUUAUCAGCCGGAUCACUAAGAUAGAUGUCUGAAAAGGACCCAGGUGCGUGGAUAUAUGCCUUCGUUGGUGCUCAUCAAAAGAGAAGAAGAAGGAUUGACCAGAUCUGGGCGUGACCUUGUUAUGCUCAGAGUGUGCGGUUCAGAUUACUACGCCACCACAAUUGUUCCAGCAAGCCGCGGAAUUAAUGCGGCACAAAUAGACGUUCAGCCAUAAUACGUCGAAAUCCGAAAGGAAACUCCAGCCAGCAGACAGCUGCGAUGAUUAUUCAGGAUGACAGAACCACAGAGAGAUCAUAUCUGAUUGUAGUGUGUGUGUGUGUGUGUGUGUGUGUGUGUGUGUGUGUGUGUGUGUUAGACUCGUCAGAUAGUAGGGCAGUUCAGGAGUGUUCUGUCCACGAGAGGCUGCUGUAGGGACCCGUGCAAUGAACAGAGUGUGUGUGUGUGCAUUUGUUUGGGUAUGUGUGUGUUAGAGUGUGUUUGAGACAUGCCAGAAAGCAAUACAGGUGUUCUGUUAGUUAGUGUGUCCCUUGUUAGAAAUGACAUGAGAGGAAGAAAGUUCCUGCAAAGACUGGGAAUCACACAACAACAGAAGCUAUCAAUAUACGCAGUACUUUACAAUGGAUUUGGUCUAGCCUGGGUGUAGUCUGGGUCUAGUUCUGCCCUGGGUCUGCUGGCAGGGUUGGAAGGGAUGAAAGCAGAACGCGAUACCUGUGGAUCCUGAUGUUGUGAAGGGAAAAUUCCUUGUUAUAGUAAUACCACCGAGCAAUAGUCAGACAGACAGGGGGUUGUCAUAGUAAUACCACCGAGCAAUAGUCAGACAGACAGGGGGUUGUCAUAGUAACACCACCAAGCAAUAGUCAGAGACAGGAGGUUGUCAUAGUAACACCACCGAGCAAUAGUCAGACGGACAAGGGGUUGUCAUAGUAACACAACAGAGCAAUAGUCAGAGAGACAUGGGGUUGUCAUAGCAACACCACCGAGCAAUAGUCAGAAAGACAGGGGGUUGUCAUAAUAACACCGCCGAGCAAUAGACAUACGGACAGGGGGUUGUCAUAGCAACACCGCCGAGCAAUAGUCAGACGGACAGGGGGUUGUCAUAGUAAUACCACCGAGCAAUAGUCAGACAGAUAGGGGGUUGUCAUAGAAGAGCAUCCCACACAGGGAAUGCUGGGAAAUUUUAAAUGUGAUUUUUGAUUCCCACAACAAUAGUCAAUGGUUAACGACAGUUGCUCCUGGAUCAACCAUCUCAGCCACUGAGAACAAGCCUGGGAAAGAGUGUGUGUUUGUGUGUGUUAUUUCUUUGAGACCAAUGGAAACUAAUGACUGCAUGUUGCCUUAUUAUGCACUCAAAUUCACACACACACACACACACACACACACACACACACACACACACACACACACACACACACACACACACACACACACACACACACACACACACACACACACACACACACACACACACACACACACACACACAAACACGCACACAGGUACCUGCACAAACCCCAGAUCCAUACACACAGCACACUCAUAAAGCACACAAACAAAAACAUAAACACUCCAACACCACGUUUAAGUUGGCAUCGAAGCGGACUUGCUGAUUUUAUAAACAGUACCAGUGAAUUAAAGACGGUUUUGUUGAAAUCCAAA